AAUGAGAAAGAAUCUAUUGAUAUACAUGGAGCUGAUUUCGUCCGUAUUUGGCGUUUUCAACAUUCCGAAUUUAAAGGAGACUGGCUAUGUACAAGACGGUGACAUCCUAUUAGGAGGAAUCUUUAGAGUGCAUGAUUAUAGCGAAAAAGCUCCGUGCAGCGAUAGAAUAAGAUCUUCAAAGAGUUUUCAAUACUUUGAGGCGAUGGUAUACGCUAUUAAACAGCUUAACACCGAAAGGAAAAUCCUACCAAAUAUUACGCUGGGCUUUGCCAUAUUGGACGAUUGUAAUCGCGAUCAAACGGCCCUGGCCAGGUGUCUUCGUUUUGUCCCUCCAGCAAGUUGCUGUAAGGAUUGUAAAGAGUCGUCAAUUACCAACAAUCCUUAUCACGAGAUUUCGGGAGUAAUCAGUGGCACAAACAGUCAGAACACUUUAACGGCCGCCACUUUUUUAGAAGUAUUUAAAAUACCAAUGGUCGGAGCUGUUUCUACGUCCGAAUCGUUAAGUGACAAAGAUAAAUACAGUUACUUUAUGAGAGUUGUACCCAGCGACAAAUAUCAGGCGCAAGUAAUUGUUGAUAUACUUUUACUUCACAAUUGGACCUAUGUAUCGGCUGUGAAUUCGGAAGGAGGAUACGGCGAAAUUGGAAUGAGGGCGGUGCUUGAAUUGGCGAGAGAAAAUGGUAUUUGUAUCGCAUACUCAAGACAACUAAGUAAGGCUAGGGGAAAUAUUGAAUACGUGGAAACUGUUCAGAACCUGGCGAAGCAGAAAAACGCGCGGGUUGUUGUCAUGUUUGUUCAGGGCUCCGAUGGCACUGGAAUAAUUAGAGUAGCGAAAUCAAUGGGUCUUUCGCAGAGAUUCAUUUGGAUCACUAGCGAUGGAGUGAAUGCCGCUUCCGAUUUGGUUGGAUUAGAAGAUGCGGCAGAAAGGGCCCAGGGAUUCUCGAAUUACUUUGAGAGCAUCACUCCGUCAAACAAUAGAGACCCGUGGCUUUCCGAACUAUGGUUAAGGGAAUUUAAUUGCGAUCCAUUAAUGCAGGCAUGCCCCUAUCGAAUGACGGAUAUUCCAGAUUAUUCACCUUAUAGUAAGACAGCACUAUUCUCCGACACUGUCAAAACGUUCGCUUACGGAAUAAAGUCAGUUGUAAAGGAAAAGUGUCCCGAAGCUGUUGGACAUCGUUUACAAUUGCGAGAGUGCUUAAGAGGUGGCGAACUUUUGGCGGCUAUGAGAAACGUUUCCUUCUUUGGCAGUUAUGGUCUUGUAAGAUUUGACGAGAACGGAGACGCCGAUGGGAAAUAUCAGAUAGAACAAUUGCAAAAAGACCAAAAUGGGAAACGUUUCGUAGCUUCGGUAGGCAUAUGGGAUAAAUUUCGAAAAGUCUUGGAUAUUACUGAACCUCUCUAUUGGAAUUUUAAUUAUACAAUUGGCUCGGAAUCGAACAUUCCAGAAUCGGUUUGUAGUAAACCCUGCAAUCCUGGCGAAUACGCUCUGCAGCAAGAGUUAAAGUGCUGUUGGCUUUGUAAAAAGUGUAGGGAGAAUGAACGAGUUUUGAAUGGAACCGGUUGCGAAUUAUGCCCUGUUCUAACUUGGCCAGAUGAGAAUACUUUUGACGUAUGCGUCACAAUAGACGCUACUUACCUUCAAUUUAAUCAACCUCUACCUUUGGUAGUCUUGGUUCUUUGCAUUAUUGGGAUAAUUUGGUGUUGGAUAGUACUGUUUGUUUAUUUCCAAAACUGGAAAGAGAGACUGAUCAAAGCGACAAGUAGAGAAUUAAGCAUGAUAACCAUGUUUGGUGUUAUUAUCAACUACGUCACUGCCAUUUGCAUUGUGGCAAAGCCUCAUUCUGGAAAUUGUUAUAUAAGCAGAAUUGGUUUUCACGUUGGUCUGGCCGUCUGCUAUGGUCCUCUACUAUCGAAGACGAGUCGAAUACAUAGAAUAUUCGAGUCGGCGAAGAGAGGAAAACAAAAGCCAAGCUUCAUUAGCAAUAAAGCAGUCAUUGUCUUCGCGGUUAUACUAAUUGCUUUUCAAGGCGUUGUAACAAGUAUUACUACGGCUCUGUAUCCACCGAAUGCACUCUUACGAAUGCCUGUCGAAACGAAACGCUACGUGGAACAGUUGUGCGACUUGCCUCUAAAAGGUCUUAUACCGCCUCUGGCUUAUAACGUUCUCCUUUUGGUUUCGUGUGCAGCCUACGCUUUCAAGUGUCGCAACUUUCCUGAGAACUUCAACGAGAGCAAAUAUAUUUUUGCUUCAGUAUCAACAACGGUGUUCCUCUGGUCAGCGUUCGUACCUACUUAUUUCACCGCCUUCUACGCCGAACAUAAAGCAUUACUACUAGCUUUGGUUCUCGUCCUCAACUCGAUCGUGUUGACUCUGAGCUUUUACGCUCCAAAAGUCUACGCAUUGUACUACGUGGACGAAGAUAAGUUGAUUAUAAAUAACAUGACGUCAAUUGGAGGAGGAGGUGGUAGUGGUGGUGGUCGUUUGUCUUCAAAAGUCGCUCCUGAGAAAUGA
Dimorphilus gyrociliatus is the source of this 2512-nucleotide messenger RNA. NCBI's taxonomy places the organism in Eukaryota, Metazoa, Annelida, Polychaeta, Dinophilidae. The record is from the annotation of a GenBank genome assembly.